CUAAUGCUUUGUGAAAGGAGAUUUCUGGUGCAGCUUGUUGGGGGUUCCGCGCAGUGUCAUUAUCGCCACAUCCCCGCUUGCGCGCAUUCAUUGAAAGAACGGAUUGCGAUGUCAAUCGUGGAUAGGAGGAAUGCGCUGAUCUCGGGAACUAUAGAGCAGACACGGGAGGACCUGAAUUAGUGGCAUCGAUGAGCCAAACUGAGAUGGAGAUGUCUGGGGGUCCGGUGGGGGUGACGCGGAGGACUGGGACAGUGAAGAGGACGAUGUGGGGGGGCCUGAGGCAGCAGUGGAAGCUACUGGGCCUGUUUGAGAUUGACCAGCAGCACGAGUUCUACAGCCUCACCUCUAUGAUGAAGGAAGGCCUCUCUGCAGCCGUGCAGACCACCAUCGACAACCCACCACCGGAUGAAUUGUCAGAAGAUGAUUACAGAUUGGAGCUCACUCAAAUACAUAAGGACUUUAAAAUGGAGACGUUUGCAGGGCCAGUGUUUGCCAGCUUGCGUCGCUCCCUGGGGAUGACAGAAAAGGAGUAUCAGCACUCUCUCUCCUCCGAUGGCUCAUACCUGCAGUUCAUCAGCAACUCCAAAAGCAAGGCUGACUUCUUUCUGACGAACGAUAAGUGUUUUUUCCUGAAGACCCAGAAUAAGAGAGAGGUGAAAUUCCUCUUGUCCAAUCUGAGAAUCUACAUGGAGCACUUAGAGAAGUAUCCCCAUUCACUGCUGGUCAAGUUCUUAGGUGUCCACAGGAUAAACAUUUCCCAUAGGAGGAAGAAGUACUUUAUUGUAAUGCAGAGUGUUUUUUAUCCUGACGAUCGAAUCAAUGCCAGGUAUGACAUCAAGGGUUGUGAGGUGAGCCGGUGGACAGACCCAGCCCCUGAGGGUAGCCAGGUUAUUGUUGUCCUCAAGGACUUGAACUUCAAGGGCCAGUAUAUCACUCUGGACCAGCAGCGGCCGUGGCUGCUCCGGCAGGUGGAGAUUGACACGUCGUUCUUGCAGAGACUCAACGUGCUGGACUACAGCCUCCUGGUGGGCCAUCAGCCCCUGCACCAAGACGAACGCCACCAGGGCCUCUCCUUUGCCACCCUUAUCAUGCGCACAAAAAAGUCAGUGAUCACUGGCUCAAGCCCCACCCAUGCGGGCAUGCCCACUGUUCCAGGGGUGGUCCCAGAGGAAGACUCCACGCUGUUGGUGUCAGAGAUGGAUGGCGGGACAGGAAGUUGCAGCAUUGCCGAGUCACGGGGAGCAAGUGACCCGGGCAGUGCCCUUUCCGGGAGAACCUGUACUGAGCAGCCGGCCGGGUCGGUCACAGAUUCGAUGGUGCUCAGGGACUUCCAGGCCCAGAACCGCCGGCUGCUGCCCAACUUCAAGAACCCGCUACACGUCAUUGACGGACCGGAGCAUCGCUACUUUGUGGGCAUCAUUGACAUCUUCACUGUCUACAGCUUCAAGAAGAGGCUGGAGCAUUGGUGGAAGAGACUGCGGCACCCAGGGCAGGCCUUCUCCACCGUCAGCCCCACCUCUUACUGCCUUAGGCUCUGCCAGUGGGUACAGGACCACACCAAGUAGACUCAGAAAAAGGGGAGGACGAGGAUGGUUUGUUCCAGUUGCAGGCUGUCUGCCCAAGAACAAACAUUUGUACACACACAGUAGCAGGCUGUCUGCCCAGGAACACCCGUUUGUACACACACAGUAAGAGCCUGUCUGCCCAGGAACACCCGUUUGUACACACACAGUAGCAGGCUGUCUGCCCAGGAACACCCGUUUGUACACACACAGUAGCAGGCUGUCUGCCCAGGACACCCGUUUGUA
Molecule: messenger RNA, 1808 nt
Organism: Salvelinus sp. IW2-2015
Lineage: Eukaryota; Metazoa; Chordata; Actinopteri; Salmoniformes; Salmonidae
Product: phosphatidylinositol 4-phosphate 5-kinase-like protein 1
Biological process (GO): phosphatidylinositol phosphate biosynthetic process
Cellular component (GO): plasma membrane
Molecular function (GO): 1-phosphatidylinositol-4-phosphate 5-kinase activity
Source: RefSeq, a predicted model, not a curated record